GUCGGCUCGCGGUGCAGCCCGGGAAUUGUAGUCCCCCGGCGAGGUUAGCUCGCAAGGCGGGAGCUGCCCGGCGGACUACAUUACCCAGUGGGCCUUGCGCUCUCCCCUGACGCACGCGGAAGUGGGGGAAGGGCGAAAGAAGCAGAGAGGAGAGAGACGACAGGCUCCGGCUCCUCCCGCAGUUUUGUGGGAAGAGAGAGAAACACAGGAGAGCGAGUGAGAGAAAGCAUCGCCGCCCAAACAUCGAGCGACAAUGGCAGCCGGGCUUCCCAGGCGUAUUACCAAGGAAACCCAGCGUUUGCAUGCAGAGCCGGUGCCUGGUAUCAAGGCAGAAGCAGAUGAAUUCAAUGCACGCUACUUUCAUGUUGUUAUAGCUGGUCCCCAGGAUUCUCCAUUUGAGGGUGGAACUUUUAAACUUGAACUAUUUCUUCCAGAAGAAUAUCCUAUGGCAGCUCCAAAAGUUCGCUUUAUGACCAAAAUAUAUCACCCAAAUGUAGACAAGCUGGGCAGAAUCUGUUUAGAUAUUCUGAAAGACAAGUGGUCCCCAGCUUUGCAGAUUCGUACAGUGCUGCUAUCAAUCCAGGCAUUGUUAAGUGCUCCAAAUCCAGAUGAUCCAUUAGCAAAUGAUGUAGCCGAACAGUGGAAGAGCAAUGAAGCCCAAGCCAUAGAAACAGCCAGGACAUGGACUAGGCUAUAUGCCAGUGGGAACAGCAAUUCCAGAUGAAGUUGAAUGCACAUCACAGCCCUUGUUCUGCCAAGAUCUCUCUCCUUGCAUUCAAAGAACAGUCUUAGAAAACUGCUGAAUAAACCCAGACAAAUAAAAUUCUUGGUGUUUAAAUGCAUAUUAGAGACUAUUUGUCAUGUUUGGAUUCACCAUUAAAGCAUGAGCAGAGUCUAUACCACUUUGCUUUUCUAUUUUUCCCCCUCCUUCCGCCACCCAGUUAAUUUGAAAGCAGCGAUGCACCUCUGCUUUAUUUACAAUGACUGGCGUUAUUUUUUCUUAGCACUGUGAAUGAAAAUCUGCUUAGUUAGCUGCUCUAUUGUAAGUUUUUUUUUAAUUUUCUGGGUUUUGUUUUUUGUGAUGCUAAAAGCAAUUUUUGAAAGCAGCUAACUUGUACACAGUAGAUCAUGCCCUUUGCCAAGAGUAGUAACUUUUUUUUCUUUUUAGGUGCACUAGAUUAAGCAGCUUGCUGGUUAUUAGUUAGUCCAGUCAGUAAAGGAAGAGAAAAAAAGCAAUGCAUCAAUAUUGUGACUCUCAAAUGUAGAUCCUGAGAAAGCUUGUUACUUUGUAUGGCUUGUCUGGGGGUGGGAGGGGGGGCAGUGUGGGGAAGAAAGAUUUCUGUAAAACCUUUGUUUUAGUAAACUUUUUUUGUUCCAUUUGACUGUUGUACUGGUGUUGAUCUUUCCACAAGCGCAAUACGGUGAAUAAAUGAUGUUUUAGUGAUUUGAA
This is a messenger RNA of Chiloscyllium plagiosum (whitespotted bambooshark), 1450 nucleotides long. It is a transcript of the gene ube2na, whose product is annotated as ubiquitin-conjugating enzyme E2Na. The record is from RefSeq and is a predicted model, not a curated record. Lineage: Eukaryota; Metazoa; Chordata; Chondrichthyes; Orectolobiformes; Hemiscylliidae.